Molecule: messenger RNA, 702 nt
Organism: Abrus precatorius (Indian licorice)
Lineage: Eukaryota; Viridiplantae; Streptophyta; Magnoliopsida; Fabales; Fabaceae
Product: CRIB domain-containing protein RIC6-like
Source: RefSeq, a predicted model, not a curated record
AGCAUGUCCGGCAGCAAGGUCAAGGGCCUUCUUAAAGGGUUUAGAUACAUAUCUCAGAUAUUUGAUAAUGAAAAAGAACAAGAUAUACAGAUUGGAUAUCCCACGGAUGUAAAGCAUGUGGCUCAUAUAGGGUGGGAUGGUCCCUCUGUAAAUUCUCCUAGCUGGAUGAACGAAUUUAAAACUUCUCCAGGAUUUGCAUCAGCACCUAUAAAUCUUACUGGGGAUGUUCAAAAUAAAGGGCAAGAUAAUGCAGUGAAAUGGGUCUCCGAAGAUUCAAGGAGAAAAAGUUCAAGAUCUGUGCAUUCUCAAGGAGUGGGAAGGGAUUUGCCUGAAUUACCUAGGGCUUCUAGAAGGCAACCAAUGGGAGAUUCACCAGCAAGAGAAAAGACAGAGAAAACAAGACAAUCAAAAAAAUCAUCAAACAAAAAUUCACAACCAAAGGAUUCUAUGGAGACACAACAAUUCAUGUCCCCAGACUCAUCAUGCUUAGGAGAUGGGUCACCAGCACGAAGCUUACCAGAUAUCCCUAAAAAGGCUCGUAGAAAGAAAUCAAAAGAGAAUUCUAGUGGUGGUGGGUCAUCCAAAUUGAGAUCUAAAGCUCAACAAUUAGAUUCUAAUUUGGAUUCUGAACCCGAAUCUAUGUCCAAAUCUAGGAUGAACAAAGGUCCUUCGAAGAAAAUGAACAGUAUGAACGAGAAAUGA